Messenger RNA from Closterium sp. Naga37s-1, 1374 nucleotides. NCBI's taxonomy places the organism in Eukaryota, Viridiplantae, Streptophyta, Zygnematophyceae, Desmidiales, Closteriaceae. The record is from the annotation of a GenBank genome assembly.
AUGGCAGCUGCUACCCAGUCAGCCAAUCUGAAGGUGUGCUUCCUCAGCGGGAGCGAGUCGAAGCUGGGCUCUUCCUUCACCCAAACUGCCUCUUUCGCACCUAAGACUGGCGUCAGCUCUACCCCUCGCAAGCUGACCGUCAGGGCCGCUCGUGAGAAGUUUGAGAGGACGAAGCCCCACGUUAACAUUGGCACCAUUGGACACGUCGAUCACGGCAAGACCACCCUGACAGCAGCCAUCACAACAGCUCUUGCCUCCGUCACUGGUGGCCAGGCUAAGAGGUACGAUGAGAUUGACGCUGCUCCCGAGGAGAGGGCUCGUGGUAUCACAAUCAACACUGCUCACGUCGAGUAUGAGACCGAGGCCAGGCAUUACGCUCACGUCGACUGCCCCGGCCACGCCGAUUACGUCAAGAACAUGAUUACUGGUGCCGCUCAGAUGGACGGAGCCAUUCUCGUCGUGUCCGGUGCUGAUGGUCCCAUGCCUCAGACCAAAGAGCACAUUCUUCUGGCCAAGCAGGUCGGCGUGCCCGCCAUGGUGGUGUUCAUGAACAAGGAGGAUCAGGUCGAUGAUGCUGAGCUCCUCGAGCUGGUCGAGAUGGAGGUUCGUGAGACUCUUUCCAACUAUGAGUUCCCCGGUGACGACAUUCCCAUCACCGCUGGCUCCGCUCUCAUGGCACUCGAGCACCUCACCGCCAACCCUGGCACCAAGCGCGGCGACAACCCCUGGGUGGACAAGAUUCUGACGCUCAUGGACACUGUCGAUGAGUACAUCCCCAUCCCCGAGCGCGCUGUCGACAAGCCGUUCCUCAUGGCUGUUGAGGACGUGUUCUCCAUCACUGGUCGUGGUACCGUCGCCACCGGCAGGGUGGAGCGUGGCAUUGUGAAGGUCGGUGACACGGUCGAGCUGAUUGGUCUGAAGGAAAUGAGGACCUUGACCGUGACUGGUCUGGAGAUGUUCCAGAAGAUCCUUGACGAGGCCAUGGCCGGCGAUAACUGCGGCAUGCUUCUCCGUGGUAUCCAGAAGACGGAAAUCCAGCGAGGGAUGGUGCUGGCCAAGCCUGGUUCCAUCAAGCCCCACAACUCGUUCGAGGCCUCCGUGUACAUCCUGAAGAAGGAGGAGGGUGGCAGGCACUCGCCCUUCUUCGUCGGCUACAAGCCCCAAUUCUACAUGCGCACAACUGAUGUCACUGGAUCCGUCACGAAGGUGCUGAGCGACAAGGGUGAGGAGACGAAGAUGGUUAUGCCCGGCGACAGAGUGAAGAUGGUUGUGGAUCUGCUUGUGCCCGUCGCUAUUGAGAAGCAAAUGCGCUUCGCCAUCCGUGAGGGAGGUCGCACUGUGGGCGCUGGUGUUGUGUCCGAGAUCCUUAACUAG